Molecule: messenger RNA, 426 nt
Organism: Cutaneotrichosporon cavernicola
Lineage: Eukaryota; Fungi; Basidiomycota; Tremellomycetes; Trichosporonales; Trichosporonaceae
Exons: 2
Coding region: 1-426 (141 amino acids)
Source: RefSeq, a predicted model, not a curated record
AUGCUCAUUAUCCGCCGUCUCCCACUCCCCAUACAGAUCCUCACCAUGUCUCUUUCUGUCGAUAUGCCAUGGCGGCCCGUGUGCAUCGCCACCGGCCUGUUCUACUCGCUUGGCGUGCUCGGCAUCAUGGAUCCACUCCGAGCUACCCACCUAUUCGGCGACACCAGGGCGACUGAGAAGGAGGCGACGUUCUACCCCGUCGUCGCGUCGCGUAACCUCACCCUGGCCGCGACCAUUCUCUCCUUCGUGUACACCGGCCAACAGCGCGCACUCGGUACAAUGAUGAUGUGCUGCUCUAUCAUGGGCGUGGCGGAUAUCGCGUUUCUCCUGAGCCGGCCUGGCUACUCGGGGCUCCAUAUGGCGGUCCACCUCGUCAAGGGCGUCUUGUUCCCCACGCUCGGGGCCAAGCUACUUGGCUGGUUCUAG